This is a messenger RNA of Eubalaena glacialis (North Atlantic right whale), 1419 nucleotides long. RefSeq lists its product as uncharacterized. The transcript is spliced from 3 exons. Lineage: Eukaryota; Metazoa; Chordata; Mammalia; Artiodactyla; Balaenidae. The record is from RefSeq and is a predicted model, not a curated record.
AUGGGCAGCCGGCCCUGCAGCCCCAGUGCGUCCCGUGCGGCCCGGUGGGGACUGCAGGCCGGAGGACCCGGCCCUGCCAAGCACCGCCGAACGGAGUAGCCCGCGGGCCCCGAGUCCGAGUCCGAGUACGAGGCGGCUCCCAGCCUGGACAAUGUGCCCGAGUCCCCAGCCGUGAGCACGCUCACCUCUGUGCUGGUCCUGCCCGCCGGCUGUGCCCUACACCUGCCCCUGGACCACGUCGAAGUGCUACUGGAGGCCGAGCCCACGUCCAUGAGGCAAGUGUCUCUCGGAGAUCACAUCCUCCUGCUGGUCCACGAGGCUCUCCUGGGCUCGGGUGUGGAAGUUCCAUGGGUACAGGGCCUAGAACGGGCCGCUUUCCUGAGCGCUCCCGGGGAGUACAUGGCCCUGGAGCCGGGAUUCUUGUGCGCAGCUGUCCCAGAGAUCGCCUGCCAAGAAGAGGCCAAGGAGGAGGACGCGGACCCGAGCGCAGCAGCUCCCCUAGAAGCCAGGACUGAGGGAUCCCGAGAGGCGCCCCCAGAGCUCCGAAGUUUCGAACCGCGUCGCCUAGUCCUGCACCACAGAGACCUGGCCCGCCUCACCUGUCAACCAGGAGUCACUGCCUGCAGGACCAACUCCACCUCGCUCUUUGCUUGGCCCAGGGAGCGCCGCCCGCGCCGCCAUUGGGAUGAUGGGCAGCCGUCCCCGCAGCCCCAGCGCCUCCCCUGCGGACCGGUGGGGACCGCAGCCCGGAGGACCGGGCCCUGCCAAGCACCGCGAAAGGAGGAGCCCGCGGGCCCCGAGUCCAAGUCCAAGGCGGCGCCCAGCCUGGACAACCUGACCUGGCCCCCAACCGCGGACACGCUCAUCUUCGUGGUGGUCCUGCCCACUGGCUGUGCCCUGCAUGUGCCCCUGGACGACGUCGACGUGGUGCUGGAGCCCGAGCCAGCGUCCGUGAGGCAAGUGUCUCUUGGAGAUCGCAUCCUCAUGCUGGUCCCUAAGGCCCUGGUGGGCUUGGGCAUCGAACACCCCUUGGGACAGGGCCUGGAACGGGGCGCUUUCCUGCUCACUCCCGGGGAGUACAUUGCCCUGGAGCAGGGAUUCUUCUGCUCAGCUGUCCCAGAGAUCGCUGCCAAGAAGAGGCCAAAGGGAGGACGCGGACACGGAUUCUCAGAGCCGUCCCCUUGGACCCCCAACCCUAGUCCAGAGAGACGCUCUCCUCACCACGAUGACAAUCUGGACUUGCACCUUCCAGAGCCCUUCUCCGACUCACCACUCCAACCUCUACCUCCCUCUCCAAGUCCAGGUCCUCACCAGCAUCCCCAACGCCCUCAUGGUCCUCCACGCAAGACCUGGAAAUGCCUGUACCCUGAAUCAACUGCCUCCCACAAUUCCUGGCCAAUUGAACGGGGACCAGGAUAG